AUGGUUUCCAAGGUCAGGGUACAGCUUUAUAACGCAUCGCUGGUUCCUGAAGAUCAUGCAUCGAACUCUAACCGCACGGUGCUUCUUCUAUUACAUAAAAGAUUGGAGGGGCCCUUGACCAUUGAGCCAACUUGUUCAACUUGUCACUUGGAAGCCCUUGCCGCAACUCGGGAAGGGCGUCACCAGAAUGUGCAAUCACGAAUCGCCCCAGCCCAACGUGCUUCUAUGAGUCGGCUUCCAGAACUUGACGCCGCCCUUGUCUCUGGUGGCUGUUUCAGCCAGGCUGAACUUGUGGAAGUCGCCAUCACUUGCACCAUUGUUGAUAGUUCUUGCAGGAUCAAAAGAUAUUCAAGAUCGUCUCUUUAG
Messenger RNA from Fusarium pseudograminearum CS3096, 366 nucleotides. RefSeq lists its product as uncharacterized. NCBI's taxonomy places the organism in Eukaryota, Fungi, Ascomycota, Sordariomycetes, Hypocreales, Nectriaceae. Bases 1 to 366 code for a protein of 121 amino acids. The transcript has 2 exons. The record is from RefSeq and is a predicted model, not a curated record.